AUGCCGACAGAGCUGGUACCUCUCUUUGCGGCCAUUGCUAUCCAGGCUCUACCCGCAUCGGCUCUGUCUGCUUGGUGGAGAAAUCGUGGAGAGCCCUUCGGCCUUUCGCGCCUCUGCUGCGAAGUGGCAGCCUCCAAGGGGUCGGUGGCGUGGCUGCAGGAACUGCCGAUGCCCUCUUGUAGAUCUUUCAUGUCUGUGCUGGCCUGUGGAGUCAAAGUGUAUGUCUUGGGCGGUCAGCGUCCAAGCAAAGCUCCCUUCAAGCUUCGACACCUUGGCUUUUACCCGCUCGCCUCCUUCGAUUGCUUCGAUGCGGACGCGCAGGCCUGGGAAAGCCUGCAACCAAUGCCGACGGCCCGGCGUGGUUUGGCAGCCACCUUUGCGGAUGGCUACAUAUACGCAGCUGGUGGAUCAAACUGCACCGAUCGGCUAAACGUGCUCGAGCGCUACAGCUCAAAGCAUGGUUGGGAAACGAUGGCGCCGCUGCCGACUGCCAGGGAGGGCCUGGCCCUGGUCAGCCUGAGGCAACGCCUGUUCGCCAUUGGAGGCUUGGGUCUGAGUGGCGCCCCUUUGAAGGAUGUGGAGGUCUUCGAGCCACCAGGCCGUUGGACAAGGCUGAGCUCCAUGCCACAUGCCUUUGGCAACUGCUCGGCGGUCUCGUUUGGUGGAAAGAUCUAUGUCUUUGGUGGCUAUUCAGGCAUCGGCAGUGAGGAGGCCUGGCGACAAACUGCUCUUCAGCAGUUCGACCCGCAAGAACAGUGCUGGCAUGCGCUUGGUGGUGCAGCACUUCCACACCCGCGCUGGGGGAGUGCUGUGGCGCUGGAUGCCGAGGGCCGUCUCUUCGUGUGCGGUGGCUACAAGGAGCUUCGUGCGAGCCGUCACGUGGAAGUGCUGGACCUCCGUCGGCCUCACAAGGGCUGGCGAACUGGGCCGAUGUUGCCUGGUGCUUGCGCUGGUUGCAGUGCCACCUCUGUUCGUCUACCUGGCUUCUUGCGGUGA
Symbiodinium sp. CCMP2592 is the source of this 996-nucleotide messenger RNA. NCBI's taxonomy places the organism in Eukaryota, Dinophyceae, Suessiales, Symbiodiniaceae. The record is from the annotation of a GenBank genome assembly.